Molecule: messenger RNA, 1062 nt
Organism: Cyclocybe aegerita
Lineage: Eukaryota; Fungi; Basidiomycota; Agaricomycetes; Agaricales; Hemipholiotaceae
Source: the annotation of a GenBank genome assembly
AUGUCGAAGUUCCUCGCUUUUGCCACCCUUGCUGCCGUCAUCGUCCAGCAGACGACUGCCGUCGCCGUUUGGGGACAAUGUGGCGGUAUUGGAUACACGGGCAGCACUACUUGUGAUUCAGGAUCGACUUGCAUUGUCGUCAAUUCAUAUUACUCGCAAUGCCAACCCUCCACUGCGACAACAAGUGCGCCUCCGACCACGACCACCACUCCAUCUGGAGGGGGAAGCACCGGCGGAACAUUGAACGCCAAAUUUGUCAGCCACGGAAAGAAAUUCUGGGGCUCUUGUGCAGAUUCGAAUACUCUGAACAUUGCUGCCAACGUUGCGAUCCUGACGUCCGACUUUGGCCAAGUCACGCCGGAAAACUCCAUGAAGUGGGAUGCUACGGAAAGCAGCCGUGGAUCAUUCAACUUCGCUGGUGCCGAUACUCUCGUCAAUUGGGCCACGUCGAACGGCAAAAUGAUUCGCGGUCAUACACUUGUUUGGCAUUCUCAACUGCCUGGCUGGGUCUCUUCCAUCGGUGACAAAACCACACUGUGGGAUGUUGUCAAUGAAAUCUUCAACGAGGAUGGCUCUCUUCGCUCAAGUGUUUUCUCAAAUGUCCUCGGCGAGUCAUUUGUCUCGAUUGCCUUCCAAGCGGCUCGGGCGGCGGAUGGUACCGCCAAGCUUUACAUCAACGACUACAAUCUCGACUCCAAUAACGCCAAGGUUCAGGGCUUAGUCGCUCUCGUCAAGCGGACUAAUGCGUCAAGCAAGUUGAUCGACGGUGUGGGAACACAGAUGCACCUCAGUGCUGGUGGUGUAGGGGGUGUGCAGGCUGCUCUUACCGCCUUGGCUGGCACCGGAUUGGAGGUUGCAAUCACCGAGCUUGAUAUUGCAGGUGCCUCAGCCAAUGAUUACACCGCUGUUGUAAAGGCUUGUCUUGCGACCUCGGCCUGUGUAUCGAUUACCAGCUGGGGCGUCAGUGACGCGAACUCCUGGCGCUCGGGCUCCACACCGCUGCUUUGGGACUCAAACUACCGGCCGAAGGCGGCUGAGACUGCCGUUCUUGCCGCUAUGUGA